CCGCCCAGGGCCCAGCUCUGGCCAUGAAGUCGCGGCAGAAAGGGAAGAAGAAGGAGGGCGCCAAGGAGAGGGUGUUUGGGCGCGACCUCCAGGAGCACCUGCAGCUCCGGGGCCUGGACGUGCCCCAGGUGCUGCGAAGCUGUGCUGAGUUCGUGGAGGAGCAUGGGGUGGUGGAUGGCAUUUACCGCCUCUCCGGGGUGUCUUCCAACAUCCAGAAGCUUCGGCAGGAGUUUGAGGCGGAGCGGCGCCCCGAGCUGUGUCGGGAGCUGUACCUGCAGGACAUCCACUGCGUGUCGUCCCUGUGCAAGGCUUACUUCCGGGAGCUGCCCGACCCGCUGCUCACCUAUCGCCUCUAUGACAAGUUCGCCGAGGCGGUGGCCGUGCAGCUGGAGAACGAGCGGCUGGUGAAGAUCGCGGAGGUGCUGCGCGAGCUCCCAGGGCCCAACCACAGGACGCUGGAGUUCCUCAUGCGCCACCUGGUGCGCAUGGCCUCACACAGCGCGCAGACCAACAUGCACGCCCGCAACCUGGCCAUCGUGUGGGCCCCGAACCUGCUGAGGUCCAAGGACAUCGAGGCCUCGGGGUUCAACGGGACGGCGGCCUUCAUGGAGGUGAGGGUGCAGUCCAUCGUGGUGGAGUUCAUCCUCACGCACGUGGACCAGCUCUUCGGGGGAGCCGCCCCGCCUGGUCCCGAGGCCGAGAGUGGGCGGCGGGCGCUCCCCGGGCCCUUGGCGGCCGGCUCCCCGGAGGACCAGGGGCCCCGGUCACUGCCUUACCACCUGCCCAGUAGCCUGCAGGCGGGGGACGGGCCCCCCCAGAUACGGCCCUACCACACCAUCAUCGAGAUCGCGGAGCACAAGAGGAAGGGCUCCCUGAAGGUCAGGAAGUGGAGGUCCAUCUUCAACCUGGGCCGCUCCGGCCACGAGAGCAAGCGGAAACUCCCGCAGGGCGCGGAGGACAGGGAGGACAAGCAGGGGACACUGAGGCCCGCCAAGAGCAUGGACUCGCUGAGUGCGGCGGCGGCCGGGGCCGGCGAGGACCCUGAGGGCCAGGGGCCGCCCCAGAGCACGGAGAGCGAGUGCCCAGAGGCAGCGGAGGGCGGGCAGGAGGUGGUGGCCGAGGAAGCCGCGGGCAGCAUCUCGGAGCCGGCGCCGCACUCGGGGGUCUGCCGGGCAGAGCGUCCCACGGGCGUCCACAUCUCGGACCCCUACCAAGUCAACGUCCCUCCCCACAUCACGUCCAUCCUCAGCGCCUCCCCCAACAUCAUCUCCAAGGACUCUCUGGCCCGCCUCACCCGGGGCCUCGAGUGCCCAGCCCUGCAGACCCGGCCCAGCCCUGCCGCCGGGCCCCCAGACCCCGAGGGCCAGAGCACGGAGAGCGAGUCCCCGGAGACGGCCGAGGGCGGGCAGGAAGCGGUGGCCGAGGGACCCGCGGGCAGCAGCUCCGAGUCAGCGCCGCGCUCGGGGGUCUGCCGGGCAGAGCGUCCCACGGGUGUCCACAUCUCGGACCCCUUCAAAGUCAACGUCCCUCCCCACAUCAUGUCCAUCCUCAGCGCCUCCCCCAACAUCAUCUCCAACGUCUCCCUGGCCCGACUCACCCGGGGCCUCGAGUGCCCAGCCCUGCAGACCCGGCCCAGCCCUGCCACUGGGCCCCCAGGUGAACCCGGGGAGGCCCGGCCCGCCGCCCUGCCCCUGGAGGACCCCGUGUCCAGGACCCUGCAGGAUACCUUCUCCUUCCUGGAGGACUCGAGCAGCUCGGAGCUGGGGGCGGAGGACGGGGAGGUGGACGCGGCGGGGCCUGGAGCCGCCUUCUCCCCCGACGACCCUGGGCUGGGCUACCUGGACGAGCUGCUGGUGGCCGGACCGCAGGUGGAGGAGUUCUCUGUGGAGCCGCCCCUGGACGAUCUCUUCCUGGACGAGGCCCCCUUUGUCCUGGCCCCCAGCUGCUGCCCCCUGGCGGGGGAGGAGGAGGAGGAGGAGGAAGAAGAGGAAGAGAGCGGGGAGGACGUUUUCCUGAGUGCCCAUGACGACCUCAGGCCCCUGCUGCAGCCUGGAGCCCCCCACGGAUGGCCAGGCCCCGGGGACGCUGAGAGAGGGGGUGCUGGGGACGGGGAGGAGGGGGAGGGCCAGGGUGGAGGUGCAGAAGCAGAAUCAGGCCCGGGGGUCAGGGAGGAGCGUGGGAGAGGGGAUGGGGAGGCACAGGGAGACGUGGGCGCCCGAGGGAACCUUCUAGAACAGGGCCCCCUCCCUGCAGACCCGAGGGCAGUGGGUGCCCCAGAGGAGGAGCCCGCGCACUGCCCGCAGCCGGGCCCCGAGGCCGGGGGCUGCCGCCUAGCCCCGGGCGCGGGCGUGGGCAUGCGUCUGGCCUCCAGCCUGCUGCAGGUCCAGCAUGCCCGCUCGGUGCCCGUGGUGCCCCCCAAACCUCAGUUUGCCAAGGUGCCCGGUGCUUUGAGCGGCAAGAUCCACGUGGCGCCCGCCAGCCCCUGCCCGCGGCCCGGCCGGCUGGACGGCGAGAAGGCGUGGGGUCCGCAGGGCCCCCGGGCCUGCUGGCGGAACGGGGCCAGCCUGUCCUUCGACGCGGCCGUGGCUCUGGCGCGAGACCGCCAGAGGACAGAGGCCCGUGCCCGCUCCGACUGCAGCCUCCCCGCCAGGGUCGGCCCUUGCGGCCAGGCCCCCGGGCACUGCGCUCGGCCCCAGAGCAGCCUGGGCCUUCCUGAGGAAGGGGCAGGGCCCCGCAGCCGGCUGAGUCUGCCCCCCGGAGACCCCCAGCCCCGCAGCCCCGACCCCGUCCUGCUGUCUCAGCGCAGGUCCUACGCCUUUGAGACCCAGGCCCAGGCAGGGGGCGGGGCGGGGCUUUGAUGGGCGCCGGGAGGGGACGGAGGUGGCCCGGAGCGGCAGAAGUCGGGGGUUUUACAAGGUGCCCGGGAAGGGGAAGUCCAGCUCCGUCCCUGCUGCCCCCGCAGAGACCCCACCACACAGCCCCUCCCUGGAGACCGGCUUGUGGGCGGGAGGGAGGCCCCCUGGGGACAGGGCUCACGUCACCUGGUCAGGGGCUGGACCCCCUAA
Sorex araneus (European shrew) is the source of this 3065-nucleotide messenger RNA. RefSeq names its product Rho GTPase activating protein 30 (gene ARHGAP30). Gene Ontology annotation, molecular function: GTPase activator activity. The transcript is spliced from 14 exons. Gene Ontology annotation, biological process: small GTPase-mediated signal transduction. Bases 24 to 2858 code for a protein of 944 amino acids. The record is from RefSeq and is a predicted model, not a curated record. NCBI's taxonomy places the organism in Eukaryota, Metazoa, Chordata, Mammalia, Eulipotyphla, Soricidae.